UAUACACGGUUGUUUUUUCCGUUUCGAUUAUAUUCGAAUGUAUAUAUUUUUUCAAUCGUAAUUUGAUACCAUAUUAUAAUUUUAAGUUCAGGACGUUUAAUUUCAGCCCAUUAUCAUCACCAUUUUGAAAUGUAGGUCCAGUCAGAGAAUUGGACAUUUUCAGUUCAAUGGAUUCCCAAAGCCUUAAAGAGGAGUUGGAUAGACUCCAUGUCCAAAACCAGGAGAUGAAACACAUAAUGCAGCAGCUCCUGAGGGAAAACCUGGAGCGGAUGCAGUACACCGGCUCCCAUACUUGCUUCCCGGCAUGUUGUCAUCAUCAGCUGUUUCACCCGCAUCUCCAUCCUCAUCUUGUGCCUGUGAUGCUGCCAGACCAUAAUCCCACAAUGCUCUGCGGCUCUCUCCAGUCGCUCAGAGCCGGUGUAGCGUCUGGUCAGCAUGAGCUGUUGCCCCCUAUCACCCCUGCACGUGCCCAGCAGCAGCAGUCCUGUGGCUCAUUCCCCUCCUUGCCUGCACUAGCCCAGGGCCAGGACCCGGUCCAGCUGAUCCUAGGUGACAGACGGCUCUCUGCAAUUCCGCAAGGAGGUGCUCCGCGUCCCCUAGGCAGGAAGAAUUUGACUGGCCUUGAUCGGGCUCACCCACUGAUGCCACUCCAUCACAACAUAGCACCGGGUGGCAUUGCCAAUGGCAGCAUGGCACCUGCUCCACCUGUCAUCAACAAGGCAACAGGCAAAAGUCAGAACAACAAGCCGAAGAAGAUCAAGGCCAGGCGCUGUAUCAAAACUGUCCAAGAUGUUGGCCUGAAAACCAGCAGUCAACAGGACAACAUAAACAGUAACCGAAACCAUAUCAACGGUUGUCAACCCCCGGUAAAGCAUACAAUGCAGUCAGAGCAGGAGCAGGAUAUGGGGUGUGUGCUAGAACCCCUAAACGUUCACCAGAUCCCUGAGAACCUCCGACUGGAGGCCCUGUGUGUUGCUGAGGAGAUCAGACUCACCAGUCUCCGCUGUAACAGUGUCCUCAGUGGCAAUGCCAGCGCUUCUGACCGUGCAGGCAGUUCUACGAGCAGCCUCAGCCCUGUGGACCUCAGGACCCCGUCCGCACUGCGUGCUCUGCCCUUCCUCAACACCCCCACUCCACCCAUUGCCCAUGCUGUCCCCUCCCCCCCAGAGACAGCCAAACCCCAGGUAACCAAUCAGAGACGGUUCGUCAGUAGACUACCCCGCCUCAAGAAGACAGCUUCACUUAGUGUGGCCACUGCUGUGACAGAGCAAAGGUCCGUGGAGUGUCUGGCAGAGAAGGAAGAAGUGAAGGAGUGUAAGGAGGUGAAGAAGAAGAGAGUGAUAGAGAAGCAAACAAGCAACACCCAGCAGAUCAGGGAGCUCCCAGAGCUGGCCAAACUGCCCCCUGUGUCCUGCCCCGAAGAGGCCAUCCUGCAGGCCUUCAGGCUGCUCAGAGAGGAUGACUGGGAGCAGAAGAUCGAGGCCCUGAUCUCCAUCAGGUCUCUGUCCCAGCACCACGCUGAGGUGCUACUGCCCAGGUUGCAUGAUGUGUGUCUGGCUGUCUACCACGAGGUGAAGAACCUGCGCUCAAUGGUUUCCCGCGCUGCCAUGGUGACGCUGGCCCACCUGCACGCUCACCUGGGGCGAGGCAUGGACACAGAGGCCGAGGGCACAGCCCAGACACUGCUGCCGAAAGCUGGAGAGGCCAGCGGCUUUAUCAGGGAGGACAUGGAGCUGGCACUGGGGUACAUGGUGCUCAAUGUCACCCCCUCUCGCAGCAUGAAUGCCCUCAUCAACACAGGGCUCAGACACCGUAAUGCGGCCGUGAGGAAGACCACUGCACAGUUCCUGGAGAGACUGGCAGAGGUCAUGGGGGCAUCCCGCGUCUUGUCUGGCAAAAAGAACCUGACUGACCGCUUCAUCCACUCCAUCAGCUGUCUGGCCCUCGACAGUGCACAGGAAGUCAGGACCCAUGCCCGUAACACGCUGACAUUCUUGGCUUGCCAUUCUGACCUUAUCAAGAUGGUGGACAGGUUCGCCCCUCAGAGAGAUCAAGGCACUGUCAGGGACAUCAUCAACAAAUGGCAAAAAAAAAAUAUUCAUUGAAGUGAACAUCCAAGCUGGAAGAAUGCAAUAAUGAAUACUGGUCUACACACAAACCGUAUUUUUUUUUUUUUAAAUGUGCCUUAAGCAAUGCACCAUCCCUAGUCGCCAAUCCAAAUUAAGAAGGAAUUCGGGCAUCAACAAAGGAUCAUCUAGACCAGCAGAAGCCCACCAGCAGCGUUCCAGCAAGACCAAGCUUCUUCUCCCAUUCCAGUUUGCUCUCAUUCACUCUCAAGCAGCUCUACAGCCCCCAACCAGCUACAGCAUUCAAACAUCUAUUUUUACAUAGGCCUAAUUUGCAUUUUGU
Messenger RNA from Alosa alosa (allis shad), 2409 nucleotides. RefSeq lists its product as uncharacterized. The transcript has 8 exons. Gene Ontology annotation, biological process: microtubule cytoskeleton organization. Bases 168 to 2105 code for a protein of 645 amino acids. Gene Ontology annotation, cellular component: cytoplasmic microtubule; cilium. The record is from RefSeq and is a predicted model, not a curated record. Lineage: Eukaryota; Metazoa; Chordata; Actinopteri; Clupeiformes; Clupeidae. Gene Ontology annotation, molecular function: microtubule binding.